Messenger RNA from Lachancea mirantina, 1107 nucleotides. The record is from the annotation of a GenBank genome assembly. Lineage: Eukaryota; Fungi; Ascomycota; Saccharomycetes; Saccharomycetales; Saccharomycetaceae.
AUGAGCCUUACAGAACAAACCGCUAUUCUACAAAAAUACCUCGAUCUAGACCAGCGCGGCGCCGUUAUCGCUGAGUACGUCUGGAUCGAUGGUUCCGGUAACACGCGUUCCAAGGGCCGCACCCUCAAGGGCAAAAUCACCUCUGUCGACCAGCUUCCAGAGUGGAACUUCGACGGGUCUUCCACAGGCCAGGCCCCAGGUCACGACUCUGACGUGUAUCUGAAACCUGUGGCUUUUUACCCGGACCCCUUCCGCAAGGGCGAUAACGUCAUCGUGCUUGCCGAGUGUUGGAACAACGACGGUACACCCAACAAGUUCAACCACAGACACGAAGCCGCCAAGCUCUUCGAGGCUCACAAGGACGCCGAGGUGUGGUUCGGUCUAGAACAAGAAUACACCCUUUUCGACCACGAGGACCACGUCUACGCGUGGCCUAAAGGAGGUUUCCCCGCUCCACAGGGCCCUUACUACUGCGGGGUAGGCGCCGGCAAAGUUUACGCGCGUGACCUCAUCGAGGCCCACUACCGUGCGUGUUUGUACGCGGGGAUCACUAUCUCCGGUAUUAACGCCGAGGUGAUGCCCUCCCAAUGGGAGUUCCAGGUCGGUCCUUGCACAGGCAUUGCCAUGGGUGACGAGCUAUGGAUGGCGCGUUAUUUGCUGGCGCGUGUUGCCGAGGAAUUCGGAAUCAAGAUCUCGCUGCACCCCAAGCCGCUCAAGGGCGACUGGAAUGGCGCCGGUUGCCAUACCAACGUGUCCACAAAAGCUAUGCGCCAACCAGGCGGCAUGAAACACAUCGAAGAGGCGAUCCAGAAGCUGUCCAAGAGACACGCAGAGCACAUCAGGCUUUACGGUGCGGACAACGACAUGCGUCUGACCGGCAGGCACGAGACCGCGUCGAUGUCGACUUUUUCGUCCGGUGUCGCCAACAGAGGCGCUUCGAUCCGUAUCCCAAGAUCUGUGUCCAAGGAAGGGUACGGGUACUUUGAAGACCGUAGACCUGCUUCUAACAUCGAUCCGUACCUAGUGACCGGUAUCAUUUGUGAGACCGUUUGCGGUGCGAUCGACGACGCGGACAUGACCAAGGAGUACGAGCGCGAGUCCGCGUGA